This is a messenger RNA of Camelina sativa (false flax), 1095 nucleotides long. Its product is annotated as E3 SUMO-protein ligase MMS21-like. Gene Ontology annotation, biological process: protein sumoylation; double-strand break repair via homologous recombination. Gene Ontology annotation, cellular component: nucleus; Smc5-Smc6 complex. NCBI's taxonomy places the organism in Eukaryota, Viridiplantae, Streptophyta, Magnoliopsida, Brassicales, Brassicaceae. The record is from RefSeq and is a predicted model, not a curated record. Gene Ontology annotation, molecular function: SUMO ligase activity; zinc ion binding.
UCGUAUUCCUCAGGCUCUCUCUUUCUCUCACACUCUUCUCCGUCUUCUAAUUCUCCCUCCAAAACAAACCUCGGAAGAAGAAAAUUGGAGCGAAGGAGCAAUAAACAUGGCGUCAGCGACCUCUUCCGACGGAAUUGCCGGAAGGAUUCAAAACGCGUCGCUGGUCCUUGUAUCUGAUAACAAUUCCACGCUUGCCGAUAUCCGCAAAGCUGUUACAGUGAUGAAGAACAUUGCUGUUCAAUUGGAGAAAGAAAAUCAAACUGAUAAGGUUAAAGAUCUUGAAAAUUCCGUGGCUGAGCUAUUGGACUUAUAUAGUGACUGUAAUCACCGUUCUUCAGCAAUUCAGUCUGUUGCUAAUGGGUACCAACCUGGGGAACAGUUAACGAAUUUCCAAAAGUUGCUUGAUGAUGAAUUCACAAAGCUCAAGGCUGCACCUUCUUCAGUGCCACAAAAUGAACAUUUGAUGCGCCAGUUCAGGGAGGCAGUUUGGAAUGUUCAUCACGCAGGUGAACCUAUGCCUGGUGACGACGAAGAGGACAUUGUCAUGACCAGUACUCAGUGCCCUCUCCUAAAUAUGACUUGCCCCUUGAGCGGGAAGCCUGUCACUGAACUAGCAGAUCCAGUUCGCAGUGUGGAUUGCAGGCACGUCUAUGAGAAAGCUGCAAUCCUGCAGUACAUAGUCAAAAAUCCAAAUUGUCCUGUUGCAGGAUGCCGAGGUAAACUGCAGAAUAGCAACAAAGUGUUUUGUGAUGCAACGUUGAAGUUCGAAAUCGAGGAGAUGCGCUCGUUGAACAAACAAUCUAAUAGAGCCGAGGUGAUUGAAGACUUCACAGAAGAUGUCAAUAAAGAUUAGAGAUUAAAGCAUCUCUUAGACUGGGUUUUAGCCGCUGCAAUUAAAACAUCACAACUUUUGCUCUUCUUAGUCCAUUCGGUAUUUAUUGUAUCCAACGUGAAUUCAGCUACUAAAUUGUUUCCACUUUUGGAUGUAAAUAUCUCUGAAUUCAACUGCUCGUUUUGCCCAAGUAUAUAUGUUCAUCUCCUGUGGGCUAGUCUUGAAGUUCAGAAUUUUCAAUUUAUAAACCAUUAUUUGGUCUA